Molecule: messenger RNA, 1241 nt
Organism: Telopea speciosissima
Lineage: Eukaryota; Viridiplantae; Streptophyta; Magnoliopsida; Proteales; Proteaceae
Product: B-cell receptor-associated protein 31-like
Exons: 3
Coding region: 218-832 (204 amino acids)
Biological process (GO): endoplasmic reticulum to Golgi vesicle-mediated transport; intracellular protein transport
Cellular component (GO): endoplasmic reticulum; endoplasmic reticulum membrane
Source: RefSeq, a predicted model, not a curated record
GGAGAGAAUGAGAGAUGCGUUUCUGCAAAAAAGCCUUUUUUAUUUCCGAUUUGUGAUGAAAUAUGCAGAUGCGCGUCCUUGAGACCUCAUUCUUAGAGGACAAAAACAAAAAAAGCAGUUGUUGGGAAGUAUCCUUGAUUCUAUGGGGAUUAACCUUGGUUGGUAGGAAGGUUAAGUGAUUUUUAUCAAUAGUAGUGAAGUGGGCUUUGUUGCAGUGAUGAUUCAGUUACUGUUCUUAGUUCUUUUUGCUGAAGGGGUCGUAUCAUUGCUUCUAAUGGUGAAGAUUGGGCCCUUGAGGGAGUUGGUGAUGAAGAGCUUGGAUCAGCUCAAAACAGGGAAAGGCCCAGCCACUGUAAAGACCAUUGCUGGUACCAUGUCCGUGAUCCUUGCUUCGAACAUAACUAGCAUUCUCAAGAUUCAGAACAAGGGAGCUAAGCUUGGGACUAUGACACCCAUGGAUCAAGUCCUCUGGAGGACGCACCUGCUAGAGGCUUCGCUUAUUGGAUACUCCUUAUUUCUCGGAUUUGUAAUCGAUCGUUUACACCACUAUUUAGAAAAAGUAACUGGGUUGAGGACAGAGAACCAGCAUCUCAGAAAGAAAGAAGAGAAAACUUCUAAGGAAAUAAAAUUGCUCCGGGAAGAGAUCUCAAAUUUGACAGAAAAUCUGAAGAAGAUGAAAUUGACAUGUGAGGAGAAGGAUAAACAGGUGCUUUCUGCAGAAGCUCAUGUUGCUGCCCUUCAGAAACAAUCUGAGGAUCUACUUCUUGAGUAUGACCGCCUGUUGGAGGAUAACCAAAAUCUUCAGAGCCAGGCUAUUGCAUACAGGAAUUGAGAGACUAGUGGAAUGCCAACCAUUUGGUCAUUAGUAUGCAUUUGCAUGGUGAUAUUAUUUGGUCAAAUGUCUCCUUGACCAUACCGGAACUGAUACAGAUCAACAGCUUCUUUAGAAGGACUGUUGUGUUUGGAGUUGAAAUGGGGAGGUUCCUUUGGGAAGAUGCUGUUGAAAAUUUUGUACCAUCUCUAUUUUUUUUUUGCUUCUCAUUCUUCAGUUUUCUAGAUUUUGCUGAUACCGAGUCAGCUGAAGAGGUGAAACCAACAUAGACUGUAAGAAAUUCUGGUCCGUUUUCCUCAGAGGUCGAACAUUGUUGGAUCAUCAAUGUAAUUGAAAAGUUGGAAGGAUAUUCAUCUUUCUUCAUGAUGAGUUUUAUUGGUUGAAAUGGUUUUAGACAUUUUAUUGAUCA